AUGUGUGAGAGGAUUCGGGCGACACGUCAAUCGCCACAGAAACCAUAUCUGAACUCUGAGCUGCUUGUAGCCUUUCGCGUGCCGUUUGCUGGGCAGGAGAAGCCGGAGGCUGAGAAGCCAGCCGAGCCGGCCGAGCCGGCCGAGCCGGCGGAGCCGGUGGAGCAGGAGAAGGACGCCGAGCAGAUCUCUGGCCCAAAGGUAAAGAGCGUGGCCUUGAACGUAGCAGACUCCACGCUAAACGUGAUUCCAUAUGGACGUUUGGUGAGGACUUUCACAGAGGGUGGCAUGCAGUAUCUCUUGGCUGGCGUGCGCGCAGACACGGGCAUCAAGUCCGGUCGCUACAUGUUCGAGGUCCGGAUAGCAGAGACCAUAACCCCAAUGGAGACUGGGGAUAGAACGCCGCAGCCGAAGCAGCUCCUCCGGGUGGGCUUCUCCCUAGCCCAGAGCUCCCUGUUUUUGGCAGAUGGGUGCGACAGCUUGUGCUUCGAUUCGGAAGGCUUGUUCAUCCAUGACAAGACACGGAAGAAGGCAACCCCCAAAUUCCGUGAUGCUACGGUGGCGGUGCUGCUCAACUUGGACCAGUCCAGCCCGAACAAGAACACCGUGAGCCUGUUCUUGAACGGCGUCAGGUCGUGUCAGCCCCAGGCCAUACCGGAGCACCUCUGUGGUAAGCCCCUAUAUCCCACACUUUCCUACAAGAACGUGUCUGUGGAAGUGAACUUCGGGCCCACUCCGCGCAAGACACUGCCGUUCAGCUGCCACAUGCUGGCAAGUGCGGCAGCGGCAGAUGUGGAGGCCUCUCCCUGCAAAGCAGCCGGGAAGAAGCCCGAGGUGGUUCUGCCAGUUGGCUUGCCCUCUCAAGGUUUCUUCGAUUGGGUGGACGAGUUCGUGGAGAAAAACCCAGGUUACAUCGAGCUGAGUGACCGAAAGAUCUUGGAAUGGGCGCAGAAGAGCGGCCUGUGGAAGCCAAAGGCAGGAGGAUCCUCAGACAAGCCUGAGGCCAAUUUUGGUGUCCCUGCUCUGGACGACUGGAGCGUGCGCCGGGUCCUUGCAAGCGUCUCACCCGCCCUCCCUCGCAACUACGUCAUCGGCGAGCUGAAGGCCAACCUAAUUGCAGCCGACAGAGAGGCCACUCUCUGCAGGUUCAAUCCACAGGACUUCGCUCGAAAGGCUGUAGUGGUCAUGGGGGAUCCAACUCCAGAGUACAAGGCGCGAGUGCAGGCACUCCUCCUAGCGGAGAAGAGGACCAAGGCGGAGCAGGAGCAGAAGCGCAAGGCUCAGGCAGAAGAGAGGAAGCGCAUGCUGGACUUGAAGCGCAAGAAGGCGGAGGAAGCAAAGAAGGCAAAGGAGGCAGCUCAGAAGAAGAAGGAAGGAAAGGAUGAGAAUGGAGAAGAUGCAAAGGCUGGGGAAGCCGAGGAGACUGCGGAGGAUGUGAAGAUGGAAGAGCCCGUAGUGGUGGAGCUCACGGAGGAGGAGAAGGCGCUUUCCUACCGGACAUCAGCUGUUGUGGACAUCUCGGACCGAGAGUUGACAAAGUCCUUCACCAAAUUCAGCCUUCCGAGCAAGGAAGAGGGCUUCGACUCCGUGAGCUUUGCAUGGCAGUCUGAGGGUGACUGCGGGGCGCUGUUGAAGAAAUGGAUCCUCCAGAAGAAGCUCACUCAGCGAGCUGAGGAUUUGCAGCCUGGUUCCGGCUUCAAGGAGGCAUGGACCAAGUGGCAGAAGACCAUACAGGAUUGGAGGCGGCGUCAUGCAGACUACAAAGAGCCCUCAAAGCGCAAGGCCAUGGCGGCAAAGAAGCUCGAGGAGGCAAAGAAGGCCAUGGAGGAGGAAAAGAAGAAGCUGAUGGAAGCUGGGGACGAGGAUGCGGCAAAGGCUGUGGAGGAGAAGUUUGCGCAAGACUCUGCCCCGGUGGAGGUCGACUUUGAUGACCUUGACGUCUUUGCAGUAGAGGAUGUGCUGGACCUAGGCAACUGCAUGCCGUUGUUUGCAAACUUCGUGUACGAGGACUGGACCCUGCUCAGCCUGAGAGCAGAACUCCAUCUCCUGCUGCACCACUUCAAGAAAGAUUUGGAUGAUCCAGAUCGGCCAAGCUUUGUGGAAGCUCAUCUAGGGUACUAUUAUCAGAAGUACUUCAAGAAGAGCUGGAACUUCAAUCAAUAUGGUCUGGCAAAGUUCACAGAUUUCUUGGAGAUCAUGAAAGAUGUGCUCACUGCAGACAGCACUUCCGGUUUCCUUCAGGCUGUGCAAGCCGAGGAUGCCACGGUGGAAACCUUUUUGAAGUACACUGAGGACCACAGACGAGAACGAGAGCGCAGAGUGGACGCAGGCGAUGAGACGGCCAAGCUGAAAUUCUCCAGGCCCGCGCCGCCCCCAACACGGCAAGCGGACAAGGGCAAGGGCUCGGUCAGCGGCAAAGGCAGACCUGCUGCUUCUAACACGUAUGAAAGCUCGUACUAUCAGAAGCGGCCAUACCAGUCCUCAUCCGGUGGACCACCAGCCAAGCAGCCCCGUACGUCCUAUGCGUGGAAUGCCGGCUAUAGCCGACGAUAA
Messenger RNA from Symbiodinium pilosum, 2550 nucleotides. Lineage: Eukaryota; Dinophyceae; Suessiales; Symbiodiniaceae. The record is from the annotation of a GenBank genome assembly.